UCCAAAAAAUGAAGCUGGCGACAGGACUGUGGGUCUGGCUGAGCCUUCUCGUGGCGGCGGGGACCGUCCAGCCCAGCGCUUCUCAGUCAGUGUGCGCAGGAACAGAGAAUAAGCUGAGCUCUCUCUCUGACCUGGAACAGCAGUACCGAGCCUUACGCAAAUACUAUGAGAACUGUGAGGUAGUCAUGGGCAACCUGGAGAUAACCAGCAUCGAGCACAACCGGGACCUCUCCUUUCUGCGGUCUAUACGAGAAGUCACAGGCUACGUGUUGGUGGCUCUUAAUCAGUUUCGCUAUCUGCCUCUGGAGAAUUUACGCAUUAUUCGUGGGACAAAACUUUAUGAGGAUCGAUAUGCCUUGGCAAUAUUUUUAAACUACAGAAAAGAUGGAAACUUUGGACUUCAAGAACUUGGAUUGAAGAAUUUGACUGAAAUCCUGAAUGGUGGCGUCUAUGUAGACCAGAACAAAUUUCUUUGUUAUACAGACACAAUUCAUUGGCAAGAUAUUGUUCGAAAUCCAUGGCCUUCCAACCUGACUCUGGUGUCAACAAAUGGUAGCUCAGGAUGUGGACGUUGCCAUAAGUCCUGUACUGGCCGAUGCUGGGGACCCACAGAAAAUCACUGCCAGACUUUGACCAGGACUGUAUGUGCAGAACAGUGUGAUGGCAGAUGCUACGGACCCUACGUUAGUGACUGCUGUCACCGAGAAUGUGCUGGAGGCUGCUCAGGACCUAAGGACACUGACUGCUUUGCAUGCAUGAACUUCAAUGACAGUGGAGCAUGUGUUACUCAGUGUCCACAAACUUUCGUCUACAAUCCAACAACCUUUCAACUGGAGCAUAACUUCAACGCUAAAUACACCUAUGGAGCAUUUUGUGUCAAGAAGUGCCCACAUAACUUCGUGGUCGAUUCCAGUUCCUGUGUGCGUGCCUGCCCUAGUUCCAAGAUGGAAGUAGAAGAAAAUGGGAUUAAAAUGUGUAAACCUUGCACUGACAUUUGCCCAAAAGCUUGUGAUGGCAUUGGCACAGGAUCACUGAUGUCAGCUCAGACCGUGGAUUCUAGUAACAUUGACAAGUUCAUAAACUGCACCAAAAUCAAUGGGAAUUUGAUCUUCCUUGUCACUGGUAUUCAUGGGGACCCUUACAAUGCAAUUGAAGCCAUAGACCCAGAGAAAUUGAAUGUCUUUCGGACAGUCCGAGAGAUAACAGGUUUCCUGAACAUACAAUCAUGGCCCCCAAACAUGACCGAUUUCAGUGUUUUUUCUAACCUGGUGACCAUCGGUGGAAGAGUACUCUAUAGGCGUGGCCUUUCCUUGCUUAUCCUCAAGCAGCAGGGCAUCACUUCUCUACAGUUCCAAUCCCUGAAAGAAAUCAGUGCAGGAAACAUCUAUAUCACUGACAACAGCAACCUGUGUUAUUAUCAUACCAUUAACUGGACAACACUCUUCAGCACAAUCAACCAAAGAAUAGUGAUCCGGGACAACAGGAAAGCUGAAAACUGUACUGCUGAAGGAAUGGUGUGCAACCACCUCUGUUCAAACGAUGGGUGUUGGGGACCUGGGCCGGACCAGUGCCUGUCGUGCCGUCGCUUCAGCAGGGGAAGGACCUGCAUAGAGUCUUGUAACCUCUAUGAUGGUGAAUUUCGGGAGUUUGAGAAUGGCUCCAUCUGUGUGGAGUGUGACCCCCAGUGUGAGAAGAUGGAAGAUGGCAUCCUCACAUGCCAUGGACCGGGACCUGACAACUGUACAAAGUGCUCACAUUUUAAGGAUGGCCCGAACUGUGUGGAAAAGUGUCCAGAUGGCUUACAGGGGGCAAACAGUUUCAUUUUCAAGUAUGCUGAUCAGGAUCGGGAAUGCCACCCAUGCCAUCCAAACUGCACCCAAGGGUGCAUAGGCUCAAGUAUUGAAGACUGCAUCGGCCUGAUGGAUAGGACUCCUCUAAUUGCAGCCGGAGUCAUUGGUGGGCUUUUCAUCCUGGUCAUUGUGGGUCUCACAUUUGCAGUUUAUGUUAGAAGAAAGAGCAUCAAGAAGAAAAGAGCCUUAAGAAGAUUCCUGGAAACAGAGUUGGUAGAGCCCUUAACGCCCAGUGGCACAGCGCCCAAUCAAGCUCAGCUUCGUAUUUUGAAAGAAACUGAGCUCAAAAGAGUAAAAGUACUUGGCUCAGGUGCUUUUGGAACUGUUUAUAAGGGUAUUUGGGUCCCUGAAGGAGAAACAGUGAAGAUUCCUGUGGCUAUUAAGAUUCUUAAUGAAACAACUGGUCCCAAAGCCAAUGUGGAGUUUAUGGAUGAAGCUCUGAUCAUGGCAAGUAUGGACCACCCACACUUGGUCCGGUUAUUGGGUGUGUGUUUGAGCCCAACCAUUCAGCUGGUUACACAGCUUAUGCCCCAUGGCUGCCUGUUGGAUUAUGUCCAUGAACACAAGGAUAACAUUGGAUCACAGCUGUUGCUUAAUUGGUGUGUCCAGAUAGCUAAGGGAAUGAUGUACCUGGAGGAAAGACGGCUUGUUCAUCGGGAUUUGGCAGCCCGUAAUGUCUUAGUGAAAUCUCCAAAUCAUGUGAAAAUCACAGAUUUUGGACUAGCCAGACUCUUGGAAGGAGAUGAAAAAGAGUACAAUGCUGAUGGGGGAAAGAUGCCAAUUAAAUGGAUGGCUCUGGAGUGUAUACACUAUAGGAAAUUCACCCAUCAGAGUGACGUUUGGAGUUAUGGAGUCACUAUAUGGGAAUUGAUGACCUUUGGAGGAAAACCCUACGAUGGAAUUCCAACCAGAGAAAUCCCCGAUUUGUUAGAGAAAGGAGAACGUCUGCCCCAGCCUCCCAUCUGCACCAUUGACGUUUACAUGGUCAUGGUCAAAUGUUGGAUGAUUGAUGCUGACAGUAGACCUAAAUUUAAGGAACUGGCUGCUGAAUUUUCGAGGAUGGCUCGAGACCCUCAAAGAUAUCUAGUUAUUCAGGGUGAUGAUCGUAUGAAGCUUCCCAGUCCAAACGACAGCAAGUUCUUUCAGAAUCUCUUGGAUGAAGAGGAUUUAGAAGAUAUGAUGGAUGCCGAGGAAUACCUGGUCCCUCAGGCUUUCAACAUCCCACCUCCCAUCUAUACUUCCAGAGCAAGAAUUGACUCAAAUAGGAGUGAAAUUGGACACAGCCCUCCUCCUGCCUACACCCCCAUGUCAGGAAACCAGUUUGUAUACCGAGAUGGGGGGUUUGCUGCAGAACAAGGAGUGCCCAUGCCCUAUAGGGCCACCACCAGCACGAUUCCAGAAGCCCCAGUUGCUCAGGGGGCUACUGCCGAGAUUUUUGAUGACUCCUGCUGUAACGGCACCUUACGCAAGUCCGUGGCACCCCGUGUCCAAGAGGACAGCAGCACACAGAGGUACAGCGCCGACCCCACAGUGUUCGCCCCAGAACGGAGCCCACGAGGAGAGCUGGAUGAAGAAGGGUACAUGACCCCUAUGCGAGACAAACCCAAACAAGAAUACCUGAACCCCGUGGAGGAGAACCCUUUUGUCUCUCGGAGGAAAAAUGGAGAUAAGCUUCAAGCUUUGGAUAAUCCUGAAUAUCACAGUGCUUCCAAUGGUCCACCCAAGGCAGAAGAUGAGUAUGUGAAUGAGCCACUGUACCUCAACACCUUCGCCAAUGCCUUGGGGAAUGCCGAAUACCUGAAGAACAACAUACUGUCUGUGCCAGAGAAGGCCAAGAAAGCAUUCGACAACCCUGACUACUGGAACCACAGCCUGCCACCUCGGAGCACCCUUCAGCACCCAGACUACCUGCAGGAGUACAGCACAAAAUAUUUUUAUAAACAAAAUGGACGGAUCCGGCCUAUUGUGGCAGAGAAUCCCGAAUACCUCUCUGAGUUCUCGCUGAAGCCAGGCACUGUGCUGCCUCCUCCGCCCUACAGACACCGGAAUACUGUGGUGUAAGCUCAGCAGUGGUUUUCAGGUGGAGAGACAUGCCCACUCCAAUUUCCCCACAGCCUCUCUUUCUCUUGUGGUCUUCCUUCUACUUCCAAGGCCAGUAGUUUUGACACUUCCCAGUGGAAGACAUAGAGACGCAGCGAUAGUUAUGUGCUUAUCUAACUUGAACAUUAGAAGGAAGGGCUGAAAGAGAAAGACGGGAGGAACCACACUGUCCCUUCAUUUCUCUGCAUGAGUUGGUCAAGAGACUGGAACAGCUAGAGAAGGACCAGCAAAUACAAGGCAAUACUGCCUGCUGUCAAACUAGUUCUCAACUUUUUUUUCCCGUUUUUUUCUUUUUUUCUUUCUUUCUCCCUUCCUUCCUUCCUUCUUUCCUUCCUUCCUUCCUCCCUUCCUCUCUAUAUUUCAAUGCAAAUGCUUGAAAGACCCAAGCUAUCUGUUCCUAUAUGCAGGAACUGAUGUGUACAUUUUCAGCAUCCCUGGAAAUCCUAAUGAAGUUUCCAGUAGAGCAAAAUGAUAACCUUUUUUUAUAACGUAUGAUAGUAACUAAGAUUGAAAAUCCAAUCUCUUUCUCAGACAGUUUCGAUCUUGACAAGCAAGA
Molecule: messenger RNA, 4506 nt
Organism: Hippopotamus amphibius kiboko
Lineage: Eukaryota; Metazoa; Chordata; Mammalia; Artiodactyla; Hippopotamidae
Gene: ERBB4
Product: erb-b2 receptor tyrosine kinase 4
Exons: 29
Coding region: 9-3911 (1300 amino acids)
Biological process (GO): cell surface receptor protein tyrosine kinase signaling pathway; multicellular organism development; protein phosphorylation
Cellular component (GO): signaling receptor complex; basal plasma membrane
Molecular function (GO): epidermal growth factor receptor binding; transmembrane receptor protein tyrosine kinase activity; ATP binding
Source: RefSeq, a predicted model, not a curated record